Messenger RNA from Mytilus californianus (California mussel), 1562 nucleotides. Its product is annotated as caspase-7-like. The record is from RefSeq and is a predicted model, not a curated record. Gene Ontology annotation, cellular component: cytoplasm. Gene Ontology annotation, biological process: apoptotic process; proteolysis. Bases 156 to 1157 code for a protein of 333 amino acids. The transcript has 5 exons. NCBI's taxonomy places the organism in Eukaryota, Metazoa, Mollusca, Bivalvia, Mytilida, Mytilidae.
AGCAAUUAAUAUACCGUUCGUACACCUCAAAAAAUAUGUCUGUAUUCACUGAAGGAGGGGGAAUUAAACUGUCCCAGUGUCCUCCGUGCCUUGAGUUAUUUGUUAAAUAUUUUACAUAUUAGUUUACAACUAUGUAAAUAGUACGUGUUUGUUAAAUGGACAAGAUGGACAAAGAAUGUGCAUAUGAUUUCAGCCAUGAAAAGCGUGGAAUUGCGUUACUGAUACACAAUGAAGAAUAUGGCCCCGAAUCUGGUUUCAAAAAUAGACCAGGGGAUAAUGAAGAUUUUAAACACAUGUUGGAGAUAUUCAAGGAACUUGAGUUUGAUGUUCACCCUUAUAGAAAUUUAACAUCAACGGAAAUAUCUAAAAGAGCAAAAGAAGUUUCAGAGAUGUCCAAAAUUCAUGAAAAAUCCGAUUGUUUUGCCUGUGUCAUUGCUUCACAUGGAGAAGAAAUAGAGUUGGAAACCGAAAAGAAUAUUCAUAUCAAAGAACAUGUAAUUGUAGGCAUUGAUGGGCAAGUUGUCAAAACAAGGGAUAUUGUAGAAAUGUUCAAUGCAGAUAAUUGUAAAGAACUUAAAGAUAAACCGAAAUUCUUCUUUAUUCAGGCUUGCAGAACUAGCAAUGCUACCGUUUUAGGAAUGGACAGUGGACAUACAGUAACAAUAACAGAACAAAAGCAGCCGCAAGGUGGCAUUGUUGAUGGUAUUGAGAAUAUGCAAGCUGACUCUCAAAUAAUCGACAAAGUUGAUGCAAAUUGUAUAUCAACAAAUGCAAACUCUCUGUGUGAAAAUAAUCUUGAUACAAGACACUUGUCAUCUGCUGAACAACAGGUAGUUCACCAGGUAACAGACGUUGAAUGCCCUGAUGAUACUUUACUGAUGUUUGCCUCCUUAUCUAGAAACUAUGCCGUUCGGAAUCCCACUAAUGGUAGCUGGUUAUUAACUAGUCUUUACAGUCAAAUCAAGGAACAUAUAGACACUGGUAAAAUAUGUUCGACAGAAUUUAUGCAAAUCUUAAAUGGUGUCUUGAAAGAAAUGACGACAAAGAACUUCAAACCAUCUGAUACCACUUCACGAUUGUACGGAGCAUUUUCUCCUGGCUGUUAUACGCACUGUCUGUCAAGGGAUGUUCUCUUUCUGGAAAAGCAAUACAAAUAGAACUGUCGCUAUUGUAACGUUUUCGCUCUGUGUUGCUAUAGCAUUUUCGAUACCCUGAAGUGAAACUAUGACCCAUUGGCAAAACUAGACAAUCCGUCAGACAAACUUAUACUCGGCAAUAAAUACUAUUUCAAAUGACUGCUCCCUUGGGUCAACUCAACCCGUAAUCCAAUAGAUAUAGUUAAAAAUGCGUUGUUUCAGUAGACAGAAAUAACCAAUUCAUAUAAAGUUAAUGAUUUAAUGAAGUAUUAUGAUCAGUUAUAGACUUUCAAUAUUAAUGCAAACUAUAUCUUUUUUACAUGAGAUCAACAUACAAUGAAUAACAUUUUAAUAGUAUGCAAGCUAGUGAGUAACUCUGGUCAAGUUCUAUAUACAAAUGUAUUAAAUAAACAAUCUUAUUAACAA